AUGACAAUCUUCACUACUUCUCACAUGGCUUGUGCCUUUGGCAUUCUGGGCAACAUCGUGUCAUUCUUGGUGUACUUGGCCCCAUUGCCAACCUUUUACAGGAUUUAUAAGAAAAAAUCCACAGAAGGUUUUCAGUCGAUUCCUUAUGCGGUUGCACUGUUCAGUGCCAUGUUAUACUUGUAUUAUGCUGUUCUGAAGACGAACGAGAUAAUUCUCAUUACCAUCAACUCCAUAGGAUGUGUCAUCGAAACCACAUACCUCAUCAUCUUCCUGAUUUAUGCAACGAAAGAGGCCAAGAUCUAUACUACAAAGUUGGUCAUCCUAUUUAAUGUGGGAGCAUAUGGGUUAAUAGUAUUUUCCACUUCCAUACUGUCAGAUGGCCAUCAGAGAGACACCAUUGUUGGUUGGAUUUGUUCUGCCUUUUCUGUCAGCGUCUUUGCUGCUCCUCUCAGCAUUAUGAGACUAGUUAUUAGAACGAAGAGCGUCGAAUACAUGCCGAUUUCACUGGCGUUCUUCCUCACACUCUGUGCUGUUAUGUGGUUCUUCUACGGCCUUUUGAUAAAGGAUUACUACAUUGCAAUGCCAAACAUCAUAGGAUUUAUGUUUGGAGUUGCACAAAUGAUACUGUACGUCAUCUACAAAGACAGAAAGAAGCAAAUUCUUCUAGAAGUCGAGCUGCAAGAUUUAACAACCGUCGUAGAUUUGAACACACUGGAAAAACAGGAUAAUUCAACCACAGAACCGAAGAAGCCAGAAGAGAUUGCAGUGAACCAAGAAGCUGGCAAUCAACCCAUUGACUCCAAUGUGUGA
Ilex paraguariensis (yerba mate) is the source of this 810-nucleotide messenger RNA. NCBI's taxonomy places the organism in Eukaryota, Viridiplantae, Streptophyta, Magnoliopsida, Aquifoliales, Aquifoliaceae. The record is from the annotation of a GenBank genome assembly.